AUGGCGGCCACGCUGAGCCGUGAGGGGGGCGCCACUUCCGGCUCGGAAACGGAAAUACGUCAUAAUAACAAGACGGAAACUUCCGGAGGGGCUGUGUGGGCUCGGGGGAGGUUGUGCAGAGGGGCUCGGGCUGUGCGGGCGGGGAGGCGGAGCGGGAAGGAGCUGCGGGAUCAUCCCGAGCUCCCUCCGGCCUGGCCUCGGACGCUCCCCGCUGUCCCCGCAGGCCAGGCCGCGGCUCUGGCCGUGGUGGCGGCGCUCUGGGGCGGCAGCGGCCCCUUCCUGAGGGCGGGAGCGGCGGGCAUGGAGCAGCUGCGGGGCCGCGGCCGCCUCGGGCAGCUCCUGGCCGAGCUGCGCUUCCUCAGCCUCAACCCCAAGUACCUGGUGCCUUUCCUGCUCAACCAGGCUGGAUCUCUCCUCUUCUACCUCACCUUGGCCUCCACAGACCUGUCCCUGGCAGUCCCACUCUGCAACUCCCUGGCUUUGGUUGUGACCUUGGUGACUGGGAAAAUCCUGGGAGAGGACAUUGGUGGGAAAAGAGCUGUGGCAGGAAUGCUGCUCACCGUGCUGGGAGUGUCCCUGUGCAUGGCUGGGGCCUGAAGGAGCAGCAGGACCCGGCCUGAGGCACCUCCCCUGGAGGCUGAGGGGGCUCCAGGAUGAGAUUUGGGAUGGCAGGAUCCAUGGAUUGCAUUGCCUGAGCUCCAGGAUGAGAUUUGGGAUUCCAGAAUCCAUGGAUUGCAUUCCCUGAGCUCCAGGUUCAGGUUUGGGAUUCCAGAAUCAAUGGAUUGCAUUCCCUGAGCUCCAGGGGAGCUCCAAGCUCAGGUUUGGGAUUCCAGAAUCCAUGGAUUGCAUUCCCUGAGCUCCAGGCUGAGUUUUAGGAUUCCAGAAUCCAUGGAUUGCAUUCCCUGAGCUCCAGGAUGAGAUUUGGGAUUCCAGAAUCCAUGGAUUGCAUUCCCUGAGCACCAGGGGUGCUCUGGGCCUGAAGGGAUUUUUGGGGCUGUUUCAGCACCACAAGGGUUAAAUUAUCUCAGUUCUGCAGGGAGAAGAAAUGGUUAAUAAAUUAUCCAGUGUGA
Catharus ustulatus (Swainson's thrush) is the source of this 1070-nucleotide messenger RNA. RefSeq names its product transmembrane protein 234 (gene TMEM234). The record is from RefSeq and is a predicted model, not a curated record. The coding region runs from base 1 to 597 and encodes 198 amino acids. The transcript has 5 exons. NCBI's taxonomy places the organism in Eukaryota, Metazoa, Chordata, Aves, Passeriformes, Turdidae.